GUAACGCUAAUGCAAAACAUCGUGUAAUACGAGAUAGCGCGUUGUAAUCCAGACGUUUCCGUUUGUGACGUUUCUCGGUUCGGUCCAGAGAUGUGAGAUAGUAGAGAUGAUAGUAAGAGAUAUAUAGAAAAAGAUAGAAAGAAUACGAUUGGAAAAACGACGUCGAUGUCGACGACAACGACGAUGACGACGACGACGACGACGACGACGACGACGACGAAUGACAACGGCAACUGCAACGGCAGAAAUUCGCUUUAUUUAACGUCGUUUAAAUCGUUCGUGUCCCGUCCGUUCCAUCCUUAAAUCCGAUAGUGCGCAACAACGACGACAAAGGAUAGUUUAGUUUUUUUUUUCGCGUGAGAAGAACGUUACGAGACGAAAUCGUCACGACGAGAUCGUGAAGCUGAAACGACGAUCUAACGAACUGUCGAUGACAUUCCAAACUUGAUUUCCGGAAAAUCAUUUUUCCACAGUGAAAAGAACAACUAAUGAUAAAGGAGUUGCCCUUUUUAACUCCUUUCUUUUCCUCAUUUUGGUUUUUUUUUUAUUUUCAUAUAUUAGAAAUUUUUCCAAUUUUCGUUAGAUCGUGUUAACGAUAGAAGAAUAUGCUUUGCCGGGAAUCAUGUCGACUUUUGCGAGGAUAACUCAUUCCUGGUCGAACGGUAUAAAUUGCACACCACCUGCGAUAGAAGAUUUUCCACAUGAUCUGUUUGACGAGGCACAGAGGCAAGGCGGUGCCGUCGUUGUGCACGUAAUAGUGUCCCUUUAUCUAUUUAUCGCACUAGCAGUCGUAUGCGAUAAAUUCUUUGUACCUGCGGUAGAAAAAAUAUGUCACGCACUAUCGAUGUCAAAGGACGUAGCUGGUGCGACGUUCAUGGCUGCGGCGACGUCCGCACCGGAAUUAUUCGUAAACGCGAUCGGUACUUUCAUUACCGAAGGUGACAUCGGAGUUGGAACUAUCGUCGGAUCGGCGGUGUUCAAUAUUCUUGCUGUUCCUGCUUGCUGUGGGAUCGGCGCAGGAAUGGUUGUCCCAUUAGAUUGGUGGCCCGUUAGCAGGGACUGCCUAGCCUACGGUGUAACCGUCGCCAUUUUAAUAUGCAUCAUACACGACGAACGCGUCGAGUGGUACGAGGCUCUCACCCUGGUCCUACUUUAUAUAGUUUACAUCGCUGUCAUGUAUUGGGAUAAAUCAUUUCAACGGUGUACGAGAUUUCGCACCAACAACGAUCAGUUCUCGACCGACUGCCAUAUCGCAACUGAUGCUGAUGAGAUUCAUUUACCCAGACCUGAUAAGCUUCAAUCGUCCGGCGAUCGAGUCGAACAAAUAGCAACGAUAGACGUACCUUUGCAAAAUGGCGGAACCAAAGCACAGGAAGAAAAUCCCGAACCGAAUUACGAAUACGAGUUGUUGGUAUGGCCUGCACGAGGCGGAUGGAUCAGAAAAACAGCUUGGAUCAUGACUUGGCCGAUUCAUCUAAUUUUCAUGUGUACAAUACCGGAUUGCGAAAAGCCACGAUUUAAAAAUUGGUUCCCUGUUACGUUCCUCAUGUGUAUCAUUUGGAUCGGUUCAUUGAGUUAUGUCGUUGCAUGGAUGAUCACGAUAAUCGGAGAUACAUUGAAGAUACCAGAUUCGGUAAUGGGUAUCACGUUUCUCGCGGCUGGUACUAGCGUACCGGAAGCUGUCUCGAGCGUGAUUGUCGCGAAACAAGGACACGGCUCGAUGGGUAUCAGCAAUUCGAUCGGUUCUAACACGUUCGACAUACUCCUAUGUUUGGGUCUACCAUGGUUGAUAAAAUCCUCGUUCUCGCCCACGCAACCUGGCAGACAUUACAUCAGCAUAAAUUCUGGUGGUCUCGAGUACAGCGCCAUAUCUCUACUAUCGACGCUAAUGUUACUCUACAUUGCCUUCGCUUCAAAUAAGUUUCAACUCGAUAGAAAAGUAGGCCGCGCUUGUUUGUGUAUGUACGCGGUCUUCCUAAUCCUGGCCUCUUUGAUAGAGCUCAACGUAUUCUUCAUGGUUAAUCUGCCAACUUGUCAGAGGACGGUCAAAUGAUCGGCGACGAUCGAAGGAUGAACGGAGAUCUACGAUGCUCCGAGUACACGAUUACACGUUAAAAGUACCGCGGGUUUUCUCUAUCGUCGAUACGUGAUAUCCGUGUGCGAUAUGAUAAUAAUCGUUCGAGGGAGUGCUUAUUUCCCAUAUACAGUGUUGUCACAUGGUCUCACCGUGCGUGUAUAUAUAUAUAUAUACAUAUAUAUAUAUAUAUAUAUAUAUAUAUAUAUAUAUAUUUAUAUAUGUAUAACUUUUAUUUCUAUUUUUUUCCUCCUAAUAUCGUCGUGAUAAAACAAUUUGUUGUAUACGGUUUCACGGCGCCAUUCUUAUCUUUCUCUAUCAUUUUCUCUGUUUAAUUCUAUCUCUUUAUCUAUUUACCUGUUAUCCAUCCCUUUGUCGGAAGUAGAUUAACGAGUUUUAAGUUAAUUCCUUAGAGGAAAAACCACCGUUGCCACUACUACCAUCACCAUAACCACCAUAACCACCAUAACCACCAACCAAUAUCGUCAUUUUACAUUAUCUCGCAUUAUUCUCAUUUUUUAUUUUGCACAGUCGUCACAUAUUUUCGCAUUUGUAAUCUCAUUCUCUCUUUAUCAAAUGAUAUAUAUAUACAUAUAUCAUAUAUAUAUAUAUAUAUGAUAUAUAUAUAAUAUAUAUAUAUCAUUUUAGCUUUCUCUAAUCCCUCUUUCUCUCGUUAUUUUCACGGCGCUUUGACGAUACGCGCUUUUUGUACGCGAGACUAAUAGUGUCCGACGCCAAAUAAGCAAAACAGUUGUGGACGAUCCUCGAAGCGCCGUUGCUCGAGUGCGAAGAGCUAAUUCCGACCAAAGUUAGAAAGUAAGAGUAUUAAGAGUUAACGAAAAUUAAUUGUAAGUAAUCUAUCGAAAGCUCUCUUUACAUCGUCUUAUUUCCUAACAGUUCUACUCCUUCAUUCAAAAGUUAUCACUCCUAAAAAAAAUUGCAUUCAUCAAAAUCCUUCCACGGUCCAUGGAAAAACAGCCUUUUCAUUUUUAUACAAAAGAAAAAGUAAAAAAAAAAAAAAAAAAGAAAAAGAAAAAAGAAUAAAAAAGGGAUUG
Vespa mandarinia (Asian giant hornet) is the source of this 3129-nucleotide messenger RNA. RefSeq names its product sodium/potassium/calcium exchanger zydeco (gene zyd). Lineage: Eukaryota; Metazoa; Arthropoda; Insecta; Hymenoptera; Vespidae. Gene Ontology annotation, molecular function: calcium, potassium:sodium antiporter activity; calcium channel activity. Gene Ontology annotation, biological process: intracellular calcium ion homeostasis; calcium ion transmembrane transport. Gene Ontology annotation, cellular component: plasma membrane. The record is from RefSeq and is a predicted model, not a curated record.